AUGGCUUUACCUACACAGGCCUUGGUUCUCUCACUAGUGCUGGCUUUGAUCGUGGCCACGUCCUACGCCCAGAACUCACCGCGAGACUAUCUCAGGGUUCACAACAGGGCGCGGGACGACGUCGGGGUUGGUCCCCUGAGAUGGGACUCAGACCUAGCCGAUCACGCAGAAGACCAUGCCGACAAGCUCAAGGCACGGUGCAGGCUCGUUCCCUCCCGUGGCCCUUACGGCGAGAACCUUGCAUGGAGCCGCGGUGACCUGACGGCGGCCAGGGCGGUGAACAGUUGGGUGGCGGAGAAGCGGAACUACGACUACGAUUCGAACUCUUGCAAGGGUGGACGACCGUGCCGGCACUAUACUCAGGUGGUUUGGAAGAAAUCGAUUUGGCUCGGUUGCGCCAAGGUUCGGUGCGACAAUGGCCUGGGCACCAUCAUUGUCUGCUUCUAUAACCCUAAAGGGAACAGCAAAGGCGAACGUCCUUAUGAUAACUUUGCUGUUUCAAGUGCUCUUGAGCUUUGGGAAUAGUGGAGGAAAUAUAUGAGAACCAAAAGGGUGGUGGAUUAAUGGAAUAAAUUUAAGGUUUUCGAGUCUACGUAUGUGUUUCUGUUGUAAUAUAAUGUUGUAUUAUGGGUUGUUAUUUUGUAUUUGGGUUUUAAAUUCCUAGGCAUCGUGCAAAGGAACAAAUAAUCUCUGCUAUACAUAGCAGAUGUUUGUGUAAAAGCUUGGCUGUACAAGUGAAUAUU
Molecule: messenger RNA, 743 nt
Organism: Neltuma alba
Lineage: Eukaryota; Viridiplantae; Streptophyta; Magnoliopsida; Fabales; Fabaceae
Product: pathogenesis-related protein 1-like
Exons: 1
Coding region: 1-525 (174 amino acids)
Cellular component (GO): extracellular region
Source: RefSeq, a predicted model, not a curated record